AUGAAACAAGUAUUACUUCUCGGUAGUGGUUUCGUUGCUGGGCCUGCCGCAGAGUAUAUCAUGCGGGAGCCGUCUAACCGUCUUACAGUCGCAUGCAGAACUCUUGAAACGGCACAAAAGCUCAUCGGAAACCUCCCUGAUUGUCGUGCUAUCUCCCUUGACGUCAACUCCACUCCCGACCUCGAACGCGAAAUUGCCGCUCACGAUCUUGUCAUCUCUCUCGUUCCCUAUAUUUACCACGCCGCCGUCAUCAAGGCAGCCAUCAAAAGCAAGACGAACGUCGUUACGACGAGUUACGUUUCACCCGCUAUGCGAGAACUGGACGAGGAGGCAAAAAAGGCUGGUAUCGUCGUCAUGAACGAGAUCGGCGUAGAUCCAGGAAUCGAUCACAUCUACGCCAUCAAGACCAUCGACGAGGUCCACGAAAAGGGCGGGAAGGUCAAGGAGUUCCACAUGUAUUGUGGUGCCUUCCCCGCACCCGAAUGUGCCGAUAACCCUCUCGGCUACAAGUUUUCGUGGUCACCCCGCGGUGGUCUCCUCGCCCUCUCCAACCCCGCCUCCUACAUCGCUCAAAAUAAGCAGGUCGACAUUGCCGGCAAAGAUCUCAUGAGCUCUGCUAAGCCUUGCUUCAUCUCUCCUGCCUUCGCUUUUGUGGCAUUCCCGAAUAGGAAUACUGUGCCGUUUAGGGAGUGGUAUCGCAUUCCGGAGGCGAAGACGGUAUUUAGAGGAACGUUGAGAUAUCAAGGGUUCACGGAGUUUGUGGCCGCAUUGAUCAAGAUGGGGUGGUUCGAUCAGGAGAAGAAUGAAUGGUUGAAGGAAGGCAUCACUUGGGCUGAGGUCAUGCGGAGGACAAUCGGGGCGGAUGACUCUUCUGAGAGUUCUCUCAUCGCGCAGAUCAAAUCAAUUUGUGUUUUCCCGGAUGAGGCGGAGGCAAAUCGUAUCAUCUCUGGUCUUCGUUGGAUGGGCCUUUUCUCUUCUGACUCCGUGAAGCCUCGUGCGGGAAACCUCUUUGAUACGCUCUGUGCCCAGCUCGAGACUCUUAUGGCCUACGAAGCAGACGAGCGUGACCUGCUCAUGAUGCAGGAAAAGUUUGUUGUCGAAUGGAAGGAUGGCACUGAGCAAAUCCUGACAAAUACGUUGGAAGCCUACGGCACUCCCAACGGACAUUCUGCCAUGGCGCGUCUCGUUGGUGUGCCGUGUGGCAUCGCUACGCAGCUCGUCCUGGACGGCGUCAUCAACCAAACUGGGAUCGUCGUGCCGUACUCAAAGGAGAUUUGCGAUCCUAUUCGUGAGCUUUUGGAGGUGGAGGGCAUCGGGAUGGUGGAGAAGGUGUUGUAG
Messenger RNA from Stereum hirsutum FP-91666 SS1, 1338 nucleotides. Its product is annotated as saccharopine dehydrogenase. The coding region runs from base 1 to 1338 and encodes 445 amino acids. Gene Ontology annotation, cellular component: cytoplasm. Gene Ontology annotation, molecular function: saccharopine dehydrogenase activity. The record is from RefSeq and is a predicted model, not a curated record. NCBI's taxonomy places the organism in Eukaryota, Fungi, Basidiomycota, Agaricomycetes, Russulales, Stereaceae. The transcript has 5 exons.